UCAAUAUACAACCCCCCAAGGCGCCGCGGUGACUUUGUUAUCCUAAUCGCCCAGACGAACCGGAGCGACGCUGUCCACACAUCCCCGAACACAGCACACCGCAAACCCCCAAGCAUGGGUCACCUCUGGCAGAAAAUCCUACCCUGGUCCAAGAAGCCACCGGAACGCAAGGCGCACAUACAAGCCUUUAUCGACCAGACGACGGCGGCGGAGCAGGAGCGGCAGGAGGCCGAGGCGAGGCGGCAGCGACGAGACCUAUCCAGGGAAGAAGCAUCACCGCCAGGGUGCCAAGGCGGCUUGACGGACCACGAGCAGGCGCGGUGCGAGCGGUGCGGCGGCAGGCGGCCGGCCGGGCCCCCCAUGCGGGCAAAGACGGCGACCGAAAACGCCCAAGAUCCGACGCGGGCCUACUGCGAGUACGGACGAUCUUGGACGUUUCCGGAAGCCCUCCCACCUCGGACCGGACCGAAAAGCGGGAUCCUGGGCAUGUUCUGUCCCCGGAGGGCGAUGAAGAAGCGACAGCAGCAGCAGCAGCAGCAGCAGCAGGGAGGAGGAGUGUCAGGACGGAAUAAUGCGAACACAUACUGGAGCCGGCCAAACAGCAACACGAACUCGGUACCGCAAAGGAAGGUCGAGGUUCUCAAGGAGAAGGCCAGAUGA
This is a messenger RNA of Gaeumannomyces tritici R3-111a-1, 660 nucleotides long. RefSeq lists its product as hypothetical. Bases 115 to 660 code for a protein of 181 amino acids. The record is from RefSeq and is a predicted model, not a curated record. Lineage: Eukaryota; Fungi; Ascomycota; Sordariomycetes; Magnaporthales; Magnaporthaceae. The transcript has 2 exons.